Macrosteles quadrilineatus (aster leafhopper) is the source of this 4126-nucleotide messenger RNA. Its product is annotated as dynactin subunit 2-like. NCBI's taxonomy places the organism in Eukaryota, Metazoa, Arthropoda, Insecta, Hemiptera, Cicadellidae. Gene Ontology annotation, cellular component: cytoplasm; dynactin complex; centrosome. Bases 161 to 1363 code for a protein of 400 amino acids. Gene Ontology annotation, biological process: mitotic spindle organization. The transcript is spliced from 10 exons. The record is from RefSeq and is a predicted model, not a curated record.
CACCGUCACGUCACCGUACCACCGUUCGGUCCCUCCGAUCCGAUCAUCUUUCUCUUUCAAUUUCAACUUCAUCGAUCAUCGUUUCAUCAUCAUCAUCCAUCAGUCAUCUUCUAACGUUCAAACUAGGCUGCUAGGAAGGAGCGAAGGAGGUUAAAUUAAAAUGGCUGAUCCUAAGUAUGCUAACCUUGUCGGCAUUGCCUACGAUCAGCCUGAUGUCUAUGAAACAAAGGACUUGCCUGAAGCAGAUCAGAAUGCAGAAAUAUUUGAGGAGGAAUCUGACAGCAUAGAACGCCUGCACAUUAGUGCAACUAAUGCAUUAUCCAAGUUUAAAGGAAAACGUUUAGAUGCAAGCCGAGUUGACUUUUCUGAUAGGCUAGGAAAACAGUCUCGCACGGGUUAUGAUGCAAGAUAUGGAGAUUGGGAACUAGCUGGUGAUGGAGAAAAAGAGACCCCAAUUCAAAAAUAUCAACGACUUCAGUGUGAAGUAAAAGAACUUUUGGAUGAAGUAGCCAAUUUGAAGGAGACAGCCAAGGAUGAAACCAACAAGCAGUCAUGUAUUGUGGUAGGUAGACAUGCACAAGAUCUGGUACAACAACUGACAGAGAUGAGGCUAGAGGAACAGCUGGGAGUUGAACUGGUGGCUAGUCUGUCCGAUCCUCAAGGAGCUCAAAUCAAAAAGCUGCUGUCUCAGUUGGAGCAGUUCCAGGCCAAGCGUGGUGGGGGGGACCACCACAGUAAGGGGGAGGGGGUGGGGUCAGAGGUCAAGUUUCAGAUGAUGCUGCGACCUGGCCAUGCACAACUGGCGCAGACAGCUCGCCUAGCAGACCUAGAGCAACGUCUGGCCAGGGUGGAGCAGGCUGUGGGGAACACACCUGCCAAGCUGUCUAGGUUGGGAUUGGGAGAGGGUAGUUUGAUGACCACAACGCAGCAAUUGGCUGGUAGAGCUGCUUUGUUGGAUGCUGCGGCCUUAGAUGCUGCAGAGACUCGACUGUCCAGCUUGUUGACCAAACUGGACCAAGUAGCAGAGAAAACUGCAGCAAUCACCGGCUCAUCCGACCCCGAUAGAGAUAAGAAGAUCAACGAGCUUUACGAACUAGCUAAGAAGGCAGAGUAUCUGUCUCUAACUCUUCCUCAGACCUUGGACAGGUUAAUAGCUCUACAGAAUCUUCAUCAACAAGGAGGAGAGUUUGCUAAGUCACUAAGUGAGAUGGAGUCUGUCCAAGUCCAGUUAGCAGCCAAAAUGAGGGCUAAUUCAGAACUGCUGGCGAGUGUGGAGGAAGGACUCAAGACCAACUUUACAACCAUCAAGACCGACUUGGAAAGCUUAGAUUCGAGGAUUAAAGGGCUCUCCAGCAAGAAAUAACAUUUACCUUCAGUGAACCCAUCGAGCAUGCCCGAGCAUCUAGCAUUGUUACUGUGAUGUUUAUUUUGUAAUUUGAAAGUUUAUUUAUGAUCUGUUGCUUUUGUAUUGUAAAAGUGCUUUGUCACCAUGUUUUUUUUGUAAAUUUUUAGAUAUAUAUUACAACUUUGAACAAAAUCUUUUCCCACAAAAUUUGAAAUGUUUACCUAUCUUUGUAUGAAAGUUUUUUUUUUAACUGUUAUACUUGAAGUACUGUAUUGAGUACGGUAAUUAGUUGAAGAAGUUUGUAUGUAUUAAUAUUUGAAGUAUUUAUUUUGAAAAAAGUGGAUCCAAAGCCGAAUUUGUUUUUGUGUGUUAUAAGAGUUGUUGUAUUUUUUAACCCUCCGAGUGUUAAGCGUGUAAAAGCGACGCACAACACAGAUGCUGUGGUGUUAUGCGUCGCUUUUGCGACUCAUCGUUUACGGUGAAGGCUCUGGGAUUGACUGAAUCAGAUUGGACUGGAUCGAGAUUGGUAUUGUUGUUUUCGGCAGAUUCUAAGCUUUCCUGAUGUCUGUUUCUAGGUGCUUUUCAUUUUAGUUCCGAUCAUAUUGUAGCAGACAGAUGACGUGCGUAUUUGUAAACAACUUGGUUGACGUCAUAUCGGAGACUGAUGUGUUUUAUUACGUUUAUCAUUGUUUUAGUGUUAAAAAUAAAAAGUAGUGAUAUAUGUGGUGCAUUAUAAGAAGAUUUAAGUGAUUUUGAAGGGCUGGUUGAUGAUCCUGAAGAAGUAGGUAGUGAUAUUGAUGUAAAUUAUCCGUCAGAUUCUUAGCUAUGCAUUCUUAGCUUACGCUAAAUGUAUAAAAUCAGUUUUUCACCCAUAACUUAUUUAUUUGCAAAUUUACUUCCUUAUAUUAUUAUAUUUUUGGAAUCCUCUUAAAAUUUAGAACAAAGUGGCUAUUAAAAUAUUUGUAGACCUAUAAUUAUAAAAGUUUAUUAAGCGCAAACAUAAAUAUUUUUCAUCUUUUUUUUUAGAAAUGUUAACCCCACGAAAAUUGUUGACAAAUUUUUUUUUAAUGUUUUAUAUAUUACAUUGAAGCCCAUAAUUUUCCAAACAAAAUGAUAUAUAAAACCGUAUAUUUUAGAGUGUUUUUAAGUUUCUAAGAUCCAUUUUAAUAAAACCCUGCGGUUGCGCAAUAAAUAGGCCAACAAUAACAAUACUCAAUACUAAUAACUACUAUUACUACUAAUACUAUUACUAUGGACACUUGGAGGGUUAAAGAAGCAGAAGGAAGACAAAAAUAACAAAUUUAUGAAUGAAAUAAAAAUAUUGUUUAAUGAGCAGAGAUUGUAAAGUGUAUGAGGUCAAGGUAAUAUAUUUUGUGUGUAUUUUAAAUUUAUGCUAUGAGGCACUUGAUUGUUGAACAAUUCAUGACGGAAUGUGAGCUUUUCACCCAACUGUACCUGUAGCAAAACUUAUCCAUUCAAUUAUUCAUAAAACAGUGCCAUUUUUGGUUGCCGGGAUUUGGGAAUUGGGUGUCUAAAGUAUGAGGAGGUACCAAACAAAUUUAGGAUUCUCAACACUUUGUUAGUGAUUCCAUUGUUUAAAACUGGUCAGUGAAAAUUUGCUUAGUAUUAGCUAAGUAGGAGAUGUUACAGUAGAACCCCUUUUAUCUGUCGGAUGCUGGAUAACUUGAGGGUCGUACCAGUGGAAAAGUAAAUCGGUUCCGGGUCUGGGUCUUACCAUGAGACCUACGGUAAUAGCUUAUUCCCUAAAUGGAAAAUUCGUUAAAAGUUAAAAGGCUAAUUUUGUGCAAAAGUCAGAUAUUGAGGGUUCUACUGCAUGUUAAGAAGAGUUAUUCUGACAAAUCUGUUUGGUGCCUUCUUGUAAAUAUUAACACUAAAAGUUAUUGCACAAUCACAGGUGUAUGAAAUUAUAUUAACUGCACUAAUAUAUUGUUUUGCUUUGAAACAAUACGAUGGCAAUGUAAUGUACAUACUCUCAAUUUUCUUAGAAUAACGGAAAUUAUAUUUAAACCAAUAUAAUGAAAUGUUUUUAUUUUAUGAAUUAUUUUGAUUCAAAAGGGAAAACCAUAAGUACAGUAUUUGUACUAAUAAAAAUAAAAAAUUAGUGCAAGUUCUAAUUAAUAACAAUUAGUUGUCAGUACUCACAAUCCGUGCAUUAAUUUUUUCACCUAAGCAGUUUGGUUUUUUUAACCACUUUGAUCAUAAAUUCUGUACAAUUACUGUACCAUUUUCGGUAAUCAACUCAUCACUGUGUAAGUGUUUUUAAUAUCUCUUAAGCCACGUUGACACGAAGCCAGUUGGCGGGUAGGUAGGUACACUAGAGACGAGUAACCUGCCUGCCGACUCGCCUCGUGUAAACACUGCUUAAGGUUAACAAAUAAACAAGCCACAGUUCAAUUUCCAUAUUAGCCUAGGUUAAUACUUUAAUUUUUGUGUUAUCUAUAAUGUAUUUAAUACUAAUUGUUAUGUUUUGUGUAAUAAAACAUUUGAUUAAACAAUAUUUAUUAAGUAUCUACCUAUAUAAGUUGUUGAAGAAUAAAAUAUGUUUACCAACUUCUUUAGAAACCACAAAAUUCCAAUUUACUCCAUAAUUUUACAACAGGAAAGCUUAUUUAAAUAGGCCAACUGAAUGUAAAAUUAAUAUUUAUUGUCUUUGUUGUUUAAUGUUUAUGUACCUAAGUAAUUUAAUUUUGAAAUCAUUGUAAGCAGAAAAAUAAAUUUGUAAGCUACCAGACCAGUUUUGUAUACUAAAAUAUAUAAAUA